Phascolarctos cinereus (koala) is the source of this 259-nucleotide messenger RNA. The record is from RefSeq and is a predicted model, not a curated record. NCBI's taxonomy places the organism in Eukaryota, Metazoa, Chordata, Mammalia, Diprotodontia, Phascolarctidae.
AUGACUCUCGUGAAAGACCUCCUGCAUCCCUCUCCCGAGGAGGAGAAGCAGAAACACAAGAAGAAGCACCUGGUGCAACGUCCGAACUCAUAUUUCAUGGACACAAAGUGCCUGGGGUGCUAUAAAAUCACCACUGUCUUCAGCCACGCACAAACAGUGGUUCUCUGUGUGGGAUGCUCCACUGUGCUCUGUCAGUCUACUGGAGGAAAGGCAAGACUUACAGAAGGAUGCUCCUUCAGACAGAAGCAGCACUAAUGAC